Tinamus guttatus (white-throated tinamou) is the source of this 2790-nucleotide messenger RNA. The record is from RefSeq and is a predicted model, not a curated record. Lineage: Eukaryota; Metazoa; Chordata; Aves; Tinamiformes; Tinamidae.
AUGUGCCCGGCAACCCUCUCCCACCUCUUCCUGCAGAUCGGGAAUUUGGAGAACUACUACCACUUCCACCACAGCAGGACGUUCAAGCGCUCGACGCUGAGCAGCCGGGGGCCGCACAGCUUCCUCCGCAUGGACCCCAAGGUGGAGUGGCUGCAGCAGCAGGAGGUCAAGCGCCGCGUCAAGAGGCUCGUCCGGGGCGACCCGCAGCCGCUGCCCUUCAACGACCCGGUGUGGCCCAACAUGUGGUACCUGCACUGCGGGGAUAAAAGCAGCCGCUGCCGCUCAGAAAUGAACGUCCUGGCGGCCUGGCAGCGGGGCUACACGGGCAAAAACGUGGUGGUCACCAUCCUGGACGACGGCAUCGAGCGCAACCACCCCGACCUCCUGCAGAACUAUGACCCUCUGGCGAGCUACGACGUCAAUGGGAAUGACCACGACCCGACGCCGCGCUACGAUGCCAGCAACGAGAACAAACACGGCACGCGCUGCGCCGGGGAGGUGGCUGCCGUGGCCAACAACGGGAUCUGCGGUGUCGGCGUGGCCUACAACGCCCGGAUCGGAGGCAUUCGUAUGUUAGAUGGCGAUGUAACAGAUGUUGUUGAAGCGAAGUCGCUUGGCAUCAGACCCGAUUACAUUGACAUUUACAGCGCGAGCUGGGGGCCAGAUGAUGAUGGGAAGACAGUUGAUGGACCUGGUCUAUUGGCCAAGCAGGCUUUUGAGCAUGGCAUUAAAAAGGGCCGCAGGGGCUUGGGAUCCAUUUUCGUCUGGGCUUCAGGAAAUGGAGGCAGAGAAGGAGAUUACUGCUCUUGUGACGGUUACACCAACAGCAUCUACACCAUCUCAGUGAGCAGCACCACCGAGAACGGGUACAAGCCCUGGUACCUGGAGGAAUGUGCCUCCACCCUCGCCACCACCUACAGCAGCGGGGCCUUCUAUGAGCGAAAAAUAGUCACCACGGACCUGAGGCACCGCUGCACGGACGGCCACACCGGCACCUCCGUCUCUGCCCCCAUGGUCGCCGGCAUCAUCGCCUUGGCUUUGGAAGCAAACCCCUUGCUCACCUGGAGAGAUGUCCAGCACCUGCUGGUGAAGACCUCGAGGCCCGUGCACCUGCGAGCGGCCGACUGGAAGACGAACGGCGCCGGGCACAAAGUUAGCCAUCUAUAUGGAUUUGGUCUGGUGGAUGCAGAAGCUAUUGUGCUGGAAGCCAAGAAGUGGAAAUCUGUCCCGCCGCAGCACGUCUGUGUGGGAAGCCUGGACAGGGUACCCAAGUACAUCCGCGCCGACCACGUGGUGCGUGCCACCACGCUCACCAGCGCCUGCGCCGACCAGCACGAGCAGCACGUGGUUUACCUGGAGCACGUCGUGGUGCGCGUCAGCAUCGCGCACCCCCGCCGCGGGGACCUGCAGAUCAGCCUCAUCUCCCCCGCGGGGACCAGGUCGCAGCUCCUUGCGAGGAGGGUGUUUGACCACUCUAACGAGGGCUUCAAGGGCUGGGAGUUCAUGACCGUGCACUGCUGGGGGGAGAAGGCGGCGGGGGAGUGGACCCUGGAGAUCCACGACACGCCGUCCCAAGUGCGCAACCCCGCGGCGCAAGGGAAGCUCAAGGAGUGGAGCCUCAUUUUCUAUGGGACGGCCGAGCACCCCUACAACACACUCAGCUCCCACCACUCCCGCUCGAGGAUGCUCGAGAUCUCGGCCUCGGAGAUGGAGCCGUCAAAGGCCGCCCUCCUCCAGAGCCAGAUGGAGAUUGUGGAGGAGGAGGAGGAGUAUGCAGGUCUGUGCCAUCCUGAGUGCGGUGACCAGGGAUGCGACGGUCCCAACGCCGAUCAGUGCUUGAACUGCAUCCACUACAGCCUUGGGAGCGUGAAAAGCGGCAGGAUGUGUGUGAGCUCGUGCCCGUCAGGAUUUUUUGGUGACAAAGGCGCAAGAAGGUGCCGGAGGUGCUACAAGGGGUGUGAAAGCUGCCUCGGGAGGGGCCCGAACCAGUGCACGGCGUGCAAGCGGAGCCUCUAUCACCACCAGGAGAUGAACUCGUGCGUGGUGCUGUGCCCGCCCGGAUUUUACUCUGAGGAACGUCAGAAACGCUGUCUUAAAUGUCAUCAGAGCUGUAAAAAGUGUGUUGGCGAACCAGAUAGAUGUACUGCAUGCAAAGAUGGAUUCAGCCUGGUGGGAGAGAGCUGCGUGCCAGAGUGCCAGCCUGCCAGCUACCUCAGCAGGGAGCCCCGGCGCUGCGAGAGCUGCCCUGCCGCCUGCCCGGCCUGCGCAGCCUACAAUCUAGCACCUGGAGGCACCUCAGGCGGGCGCUACCUGCUCCGUUUGCCCCCGGGCGCUGGGUGCGAUGACCACUGCCUGGCAUGCGAAGGGUCUGCCGGGAACUGCGUCAAGUGCAAGGAAGGUUUCAGCCUCCUCAGCGGCUCCUGCGUGACAAACGAGACCUGCACCAACGCUGACAAGACUUUCUGUGAGAUGGUGAAAUCAAACAAGCUCUGUGAAAAGAAGCUGUUUGUGCAGUUCUGCUGUCAGACGUGUCUUAUGGCUGGGUAAAGUUCAGCAGCUGCAUCCAGGACUUCCAACUGCCAGCCCAUUUUUGCCAAAUGUUUAGGACUAAAGUUUAUUUUUUCAGCUUUGGGAGAGUUUACAUGGUGCUGUCAAGCAUUUGCUUGUAAGUUUGAUAGCUUUAAUAUCACUGUUGGUGUGUUUCUAUAGCAAUACAUUCAGCUCAGAAUGGAUUGUACCCUGAAAGAUUAAGUCCUAAAAGGUACCAGGCAAGCGGUGAUAUUAACACUC